AUGUCGGUGGCGGGGCUGAAGAAGCAGUUCUACAAGGCGAGCCAGCUGGUCAGCGAGAAGGUCGGAGGGGCUGAAGGGACCAAGCUUGACGAUGACUUCAAAGAGAUGGAGAAGAAGGUGGAUGUUACCAGCAAGGCUGUGGCGGAAGUGCUGGCCAGAACCAUCGAAUACCUGCAGCCCAACCCAGCCUCAAGGGCCAAGCUGAGUAUGCUCAACACGGUAUCCAAGAUCCGUGGGCAGGUGAAGAAUCCUGGCUACCCGCAGUCGGAAGGCCUGCUGGGCGAGUGCAUGAUUCGUCACGGGAAGGAGCUGGGUGGCGAGUCCAACUUCGGCGACGCCCUGCUGGAUGCAGGGGAGUCCAUGAAGUGCCUGGCAGAGGUGAAGGACUCGUUGGACAUAGAGGUCAAGCAGAACUUCAUCGACCCCCUCCAGAACCUGUGCGACAAAGACUUGAAGGAGAUCCAGCACCACUUGAAGAAGCUUGAGGGCCGCCGCCUGGACUUUGACUAUAAGAAGAAGCGGCAGGGCAAGAUCCCCGAUGAGGAGCUGCGCCAGGCCCUGGAGAAGUUCGAGGAGUCCAAGGAGGUGGCGGAGACCAGCAUGCACAACCUCCUGGAGACUGAUAUUGAGCAGGUGAGCCAGCUCUCUGCCCUGGUGGAUGCCCAGUUGGAAUACCACCGGCAGGCCGUGCAGAUCCUGGACGAGCUGGCCAGCAAGCUUAAGCGAAGGAUGCGGGAAGCCUCUUCGCGCCCCAAACGUGAAUAUAAGCCCAAGCCCCGGGAGAGCUUUGAGACUGCAGAGUCUGAGCAGUCCAACGGGGGCUUCCCGGCCCCCAAGAUCACAGCGUCGUCAUCUUUCCGAUCUUCCGACAAGCCCAUCCGGACCCCAAGCAGGACCAUGCCGCCCCUGGACCAGCCAAGCUGCAAGGCACUCUAUGACUUUGAGCCCGAGAACGAUGGGGAGCUGGGCUUCCACGAGGGCGACAUCAUCACGCUGACCAACCAGAUCGACGAGAACUGGUACGAGGGCAUGCUCCAUGGCCAGUCGGGCUUCUUCCCCCUCAGCUACGUGGAGGUGCUGGUGCCCCUGCCUCAGUGA
This is a messenger RNA of Pipistrellus nathusii (Nathusius's pipistrelle), 1098 nucleotides long. Lineage: Eukaryota; Metazoa; Chordata; Mammalia; Chiroptera; Vespertilionidae. The record is from the annotation of a GenBank genome assembly.